GAACGGCGGAGCUGGCGAGCUGGCCGCUGGCUGGGCGAGCGGUCACAAUAGGAGGCGGCGGCCCAGCAAGAAGCCGCGGGAGCAGCCCCGCAGGGCGGAGCCUCCCCUCACAGAUAUCUCCCGGGGCCAAUUCAGCACCUCUACCUGGCCAUCCUAACAAGGUGAUUUGUGAAAGGGUGAGACUUCAGAGCCUGUUCCCUCUCCUCCCAAGUGAUCAGAACACUACCGUUCAAGAGGAUGCUCACUUCAAAGCUUUCUUCCAGAGUGAAGAUAGUCCGAGUCCUAAGAGACAGCGCCUCUCUCAUUCAGUCUUUGAUUAUACAUCAGCAUCACCAGCUCCCUCACCACCAAUGCGACCAUGGGAGAUGACAUCAAAUAGGCAGCCCCCUUCAGUUCGACCAAGCCAACAUCACUUCUCAGGGGAACGAUGCAACACACCUGCACGCAACAGAAGAAGUGGGGGCGGGCUCCAUCAAGGAACAGUCCCUGUUUCCUAUACAGUAACAACAGUGGCACCACAUGGGAUUCCACUCUGCACAGGCCAGCACAUUCCUGCUUGCAAUACACAACAGGUCCCAGGAUGCUCUGUGGUUUUCAGUGGACAACACCUCCCUGUCUGUAGUGUGCCUCCUCCAAUGCUUCAGGCAUGUUCAGUUCAGCACUUGCCAGUACCAUAUGCUGCAUUCCCACCUCUCAUUUCUAGUGAUCCAUUUCUUAUACAUCCUCCUCACCUUUCUCCCCAUCAUCCUCCUCAUUUGCCACCACCAGGCCAGUUUGUCCCUUUCCAAACACAGCAAUCACGUUCGCCUCUGCAGAGGAUAGAAAAUGAAGUGGAACUCUUAGGAGAACAUCUUCAAGUAGGAAGUUUUACUUAUCCCCCAUCAGCCCAUCCCCCAACAUUACCUCCAUCAGCUCCUUUGCAGUUCUUGACACAUGAUCCUUUGCAUCAGGAGGUGUCCUUUGGAGUACCUUAUCCUCCAUUUAUGCCUCGGAGGCUCACAGGACGUAGUAGAUAUCGAUCUCAGCAGCCAAUACCGCCUCCCCCUUAUCAUCCCAGCUUACUGCCAUAUGUGUUAUCAAUGCUUCCAGUGCCACCUGCAGUGGGCCCAACUUUCAGCUUUGAAUUGGAUGUGGAAGAUGGAGAAGUAGAAAAUUAUGAGGCCCUUUUAAACCUGGCAGAGCGACUGGGAGAGGCUAAACCUCGAGGACUGACUAAAGCAGAUAUUGAACAACUUCCUUCUUAUCGGUUUAAUCCUAACAAUCACCAGUCAGAACAGACUUUGUGUGUAGUAUGCAUGUGUGAUUUUGAGUCAAGGCAGCUACUUAGAGUCUUACCCUGUAACCACGAGUUCCAUGCCAAGUGUGUUGACAAAUGGCUUAAGGCAAAUCGUACUUGCCCAAUUUGCCGAGCUGAUGCUUCAGAAGUGCAUCGGGAUUCAGAAUGACCAACCUAAGAGCACAAAUUUAGUUUGGGUGUUCCUCAUCACAUGUAUAUACGGACUAUCCAUUGAACUUAAUCUGUGUGGCUUCCAGCCCUCCCUUUACCAAAAGGGUCAAUGGACCUUUCUUUGCACUGUGUGACUUAAUCAACUAUAAAAGCUUACAAUUAGUCUUCACAAUUAUGGGAUUGUUAUACUAACCGUGUGAUUGGAACUCCAAAGAAUUUUUCUUUAGCUUAAUUUUGUGUGUGCACUAACAUUCCCUGGUUUUUUGUGUGAUCAUUCCGAGUGUUGCUGCAAGAUUACAGUGGACGUGAUCUUUUAGCAUGUGCUUUUAUAAAAAGUGGUAGCUCCAGAUGAUAUAGCAAUCUACCUUAUAUAGAGCCUUCAGAAACUGUGAGUGGAAAUGAAUGCAGCGUAUGACUGUUGAUAAAUGUAUCUGUGUGUGUGAGAGAGUGUGCAACUACUUGUGAGAGGGCAUGGUAGCUAACGUGUGUAUGAGAUCCUAUAUACCAGCAUGUACCAAGAAUGUGUGUGUAGUUUUAAUUAUGCUGCAAUGUAUAAUCUGGUGUGUUAUUUAAACAGCACUAGUACUGUACACUGGUUUUUCCCCUUGUGUUUGCUGUUGCACACUGGUUGCUAAGGGUGCAUCAAUUAUAAGCAUUGAAUACUCCAUCCCUUCCUCCUAAUGAAUGGAAUGAGAAAAGCCUUCUUCCUUUGCUUCAGGCAGCUGUCACCUUCUCUUCAUUGGUGGUCCUAAGUGGGUCACUUAAGAAAAAAAGUGUAACAAAUUCUCACUCCAUGAACCUGAGUUUUGAUUCUGUUGUGGAAAAGAAAUUUUUAAAUCUCCAACUUGCUGUUUCCAAAAAGAAGGUGCAAUAUCAUACAUCAUCUGUUAGCAAUAUUAGCAUUUCAAUCAAUGAUUUGAAUGUUGGUAACUUUUUUCUUUUAUAUUUUCAGUAAGCUUCUUACAGAAAGUACCUGUGAUGAUUUUUUUAAUUUUUUCUUUGUAUAGGUGUGUGUGUGUGUGUGUGUGUGUGUGUGUGUGUGUUUAGAUUUAUAGUCCUUUCUGAAGAUAUAUGAGUAAUAUAUUUUUAAGAAUACCACUGGUCCCAUGAAGUCUUGCCUCUUUGACUUCCACCAGAACAAAAUCUGUUAAUUCAGCUUGAUUUCCGAUGUGUUCUUUGUUCAGGCUCCCAUAGGCAACUAAAUUAUUUCAAGAAAACUUUUUCUGUUCAUAUUAAUUCACUUGCCAAGCUCCAAUUCUGAAAGUUGUCUUAGUUCUUCCCUCAGUAAAUGUGCUUCUUUUUGAAGCCCUUGUUUCAGGAUGGAUCAAGUGCUUUGACAGCUUGUGUUCCUUAGACCUGAUUUGCUUUGAUGUCUUGCCGCUCUUUUAAUUUUUGUUUGAUUAAGAAAAAGCUUAAUACAACAGAUGUCCAGAAUACUUGCAGUAUAAAUGAAGAUUUGAUUUUUGUAUAAAAUAAUGCUGUCAAACAGGAAUUGACCCUCAUUGAGUUGAUCUGAAAUAAUACAUAGCUGUAUUUUUUUAAUAGGUUCAUUGAGCGAAAUUCAGAUUGUUUAAAGUCAUUUUUCCAGCAACAUUUAGAUUCCUUUCUCAUUCUUUUAUAGUGUAUUCAGCAUUGUCUGCCUCCUCCUGCAGUUGAUGUCAUUGCUUUGUUUGCAGUAGCACAUGCUACAUUAUUCUAGUUGGGACUGUGAGAACUUGUUGCCAGCCUCACUCAGCUCUCAGUUGGCUCUGAGUCAGUUUUGUACUCAGACAGUGUUAACUACUUGUUACUGCCAUGCUGCUUGCCCUCCCUUGAAAUCUAUAAGCUCAUCACAGCCUAGAGUUCUGUAAAGUCAAUUCACACAGAAGCACAAUUUUGUCCUCUUCCAGACACUGUUGCCUCUAUCUAAUCAUACAAAUAGGAUUUUGCAUACUUUGCCCCUAGAUUUGUCAGUGCAUCAGAAAUAUACCUAAACAGUGGUAAAAUGCACAUGUUACUGUUAAAUCAUUAGGAUAAUUCCCCUCCUGUUCCUGAAGAGUAAAAAGUAUGUUUAAGACCAAAAUUAUUGGCAUAUAAUAAUCAGCUACAUACAAAUCACGUAUAGUUUUAUCUUUAUUUUUUUUAAUUAAAAAAAUCAUGUUUAAAAUGGCAAAAACCCAUCUUAUAGACUUCUUUUAUAUAGCUACAAAAAUUUAUAUCUGUACAGAUCUAACAUAACACUACUACACUCAGUAUUCAUUUUACUGAAGCAUGCAAGUUAAAGCACUUUUUCUAAUUUAUAUAGAGAUAUCUAAUUAACAAGGCACAUUGUACUAAUGACUUCAGGAGAAGUAGCUUUUUCUCCCCUUCCUCUGACUAUGAAUUCCUGUUGUAACGUCCCUUUUCUAGUAAAUUUUUGAGAGGCAGUUGGCAAUUUAGGAGGCAGCAGGGUCUGAGUUUAAUUGUUGCACUGUUGUAGCUGAUCUCUUGGGGAAUGCCUUGUCUUUGCAUGGAGCUCUUAGAGAAGUGUCCAGACUUACUUACCAAGUGGUUAGUGCAUGUUAGGAGCACACGUGUGUGUGUGUGUGUGUUCUAACCAGCUCAGACUAGCCACAGUGAGCAACUAGACACAGUGAGUGUCUAGCAUAUGAGAAAGAACAGUUGAUUUCUUGCCCAGUUGUUACCACUGGUGAUGUCCAGAUUGCAGGCAGAUGUUGGUUUGUUGCCUUUAUCCUCUUUCCUCCUAAAACAACAUUGGCUUUACCAUCUUAACUCAGCUGUGGGGUUUUUUUGUGGGUUUUGGUUUAUUUGUUUUUUUUGGUAUGAAUUGUCAUGUUUGGUAUUGUUUUUAAUUCCCACCCCCCCAAAAAAAAAACAACUCAAGGCCUCCAUGGAUUAAGAUCUCAUAUUAAGGAUUUUUUGUCCUGGGGAAAAAAAAAUUUUUUUUUUAACCAAAAUCUGGAAAAUGUGAAAGUAUAUUUAGAUUUUAUAUACUCUCUGAAAUGUGAUUUAAGAUUCUUAAGUUUGGGCCUCUUGUAAUAAUUUUGAAUGAGAUCUACCAACUCACUUGUGAGAAUAUUUUUCACAGAUAUCUUUAGGCCUUCAUUAGAAAGCUAUUUUCCCCCUGUUGGUUACCUCAUUUUGCUAUUGUUUCAGAUUAUGAAAGCUACAGGGGUGUCUGUUGGAAUCAUUUGCUGAGUCAUUUCCUCAAAUCAUAUUCCAUUGUAUCAGUUAACAUAUAGUUUUAAAUGUACGUAUUAUAAAUAUCUGUAACCAAAUCAUUUGAAGGCUUGAUAAAUUUUUAACAAAGUUUGUACAUUUUUUAUGAAAGUUACUAGUAAUGCUUUACUAAGUAGUGCAAUGAAUUUUUAUUUUUAAUCCCUGUGCCCAAUUUUGGAGUUGAGAGGGUUGUUGGUAAUAAAUGUAUGAUGUACACUUAAAA
This is a messenger RNA of Marmota flaviventris (yellow-bellied marmot), 4868 nucleotides long. The record is from RefSeq and is a predicted model, not a curated record. NCBI's taxonomy places the organism in Eukaryota, Metazoa, Chordata, Mammalia, Rodentia, Sciuridae.